CGCACAAAGCCCUUCCUGUACCCUCUCUCUACUGUACUCAGAUACGUAACGUGCCUUUGUGCACCAUUACGACGCGACCCUAAUGGCCUCGUUGCAACUCUAGAAUUUAGUGCUAGUACGGGAACAGGACAGCCGUGUUCACACACACUGCUCGUUUCCACAUGCGUCCGGGACUGACAAGUAUUGCGGCGGAGAUGCUGAGCGGUGCUACCUGCAGGGCCAGGCCGAGGCUGGGCAGCCUCCUGCUGGACCCCCUCACCAAAACAGUGCCGCUGAUGUCAAGCACGGGAAGCCGCAGAUUUCGGUCCACGUCCUCGAUGCAGGGGUUCUCAGAGAUGUCAAGAGAGCGGUCGAAGACUGUCACGUCGUUUUACAACCAGUCCGCAAUCGACGUUUCCGCAGAAAAGGCCUCAGUGCGACUGACCUUAGCAACCCUGCUGUAUUCUGGGAAGUCUCCCGAUGGACACCACGUCUUGAGCAGUGCCAAGUACCUACACAAAGAGCUGCCUGUACGAAUCUCCCAUCGCAUCAAGGGCUUCCGCAGUUUGCCCUUCAUCAUUGGCUGCAACCCCACCAUUCUGCAAGUGCAUGAACUGUACAUCAGAGCCUACCACAUGCUCAGUGACUUUCCCUCGAUCAAGGAUCAGGACGAGGAGGCACAGUUCUGUAAACUGGUGCAGCAGCUGCUGGACGACCACAAAGAUGUGGUCACCAUGCUGGCCCAGGGCUUCAGAGAGUGUCGCCGACACAUCCAGGAUGAGGCAAUCAUCCGCAGCUUCCUGGAUACAACACUGUGCUCUCGUCUGGGAAUCCGAAUGUUGGCCACGCACCACCUCGCCCUCCACGAGGACAAUCCUGAUUUUGUUGGGAUGAUAUGCAGACGUCUCUCCCCGAAAAAGAUCGUUGAGAAGUGGGUGGACUUUGCCAGGCGCCUGUGUGAGCACCAGUACGGUAACUCGCCCAGAGUGAGGAUCAACGGGCACGUAGCAGCUCGCUUCCCCUUCAUCCCUCUGCCUCUGGAUUACAUCCUGCCCGAGCUCCUCAAGAAUGCCAUGAGGGCCACCAUGGAAAGCCAUCUGGACACCCCAUACAAUGUGCCUGAUGUGGUCGUCACCAUUGCCAAUAACGACAUUGAUUUUGUCAUCAGGAUUUCGGACCGUGGUGGCGGCAUUCCUCACAAUAUUAUAGACAAGGUGAUGGACUACCACUUUAGCACGGCUGAGGAGAGUGCACAGGAUCCCCGCAUGAGCAACUUGUUCAACAACAUUACCAACAGUGGAAACCAGUCCAACCCUAUGCAUGGGUUUGGUUUCGGCUUGCCCACGUCCAGGGCCUACGCUGAGUACCUAGGCGGUUCUCUGUCCGUACAGUCUAUGCAGGGCAUCGGCACUGAUGUCUACCUUCGUCUGCGCCACAUUGACGGCAAAGGAGAGAGCUUCCGAGUGUAAAGCUUCGGUCAUCCUCGUAGAUCCCAACCUAGGGAAUUGGGCCAUGCAGCAGUGCAGAGCGUUCCCUACCAGCUACGGCUGGAAUGGACUACAGGACUUUGGUCCACAAAGUGAUAGCCUACACACAGUAUGUUGUCCGAAAGCUCCCAAAUUCACCAACCCACUACUUGUUUUUUGUUUUGUUUUUGCCUUUCUGAUUAUAAGCUAUGUUAGCUCUCAAGUCGAUGAUUAUAGUUGUUUUUUUUCCUCUGCGUUUUGUACCCUGUGGCAUGUCGUCUUGAAGUUUUAACAGGAGUAUGAAUUUUUGAAUGUUUAGGUUAUCGGGACAAACGAUGUGCAUGAUAGUGGACAUUGACGUUAAUGUGGAAGGAAGGAAAGAAAUCUUCAGUUUUAAAGAAGUUCACUUUGAAGUUUCAUAGCCUCAAAAUAAGAUCAGACAGUUUGAUGAUUCAAUGUUUCAAAUACAACGUCUGAGACACUCCAGCAAUCCUGUCAAAAUCUCCUCAAAGUGCCCAAAGCUGCUCACAUGUUUCACGAUGAUCCAUGUAGUCUGAAUAACGGGAUCCUUCCGCUACGUUAUCAGCUGUUUGUAUCUAAAUCUAAGGUCUACAAGGGAGAACCGCAGUACACAAGUAUAACUUAAGUGCUAAAGCAUGUGCUGUAAAACCUCAAUUCUUGACAAACUGUAGUGAUAUUCUAAAAAACCAUCUCUUGAAUUCAGCUCAGAAAAAAAAUAAACUUCCCAAACACCAAAAGCUCAUUUAACAUCUUUGUUCAGCAGUAUUUUUGUGGAGCUUUCAGGCAGAGAAGCCAACCGAGUUGUUCAGUUGCCUUACUGUGUGACGCUAGUCCUUCAACCGCAUGCCGACUUUUCUUGUCUUGAUUUUGUUGCCUUUAUCGGUUCACACAGACGUACCAUGUCAGUCAGCUUCAUUAGUUUGAUGUCAGAUGUUGUUGGUCUUUGCACAAUGAAUAGAAAUCUUUUUUUUUUUUUUUUUUGAAAGUGUGUCCGUUGUAUUGCAAGUUUGCUGUCUUUUCUAAAAAAGUUUUGUAUAAGAAUACAUUUUAAGAUGGGUCAACGACUAUGGACGUUCAGAUCGGCUAAGCUUGCUAGACUUAUUUUUUUUUUUUAGGUUCAUUUUCUCCAGAGCACAACUUAUUAUGUCUUGAGACGACAAAUGUACAUAUGUGUUUUUUAUUUUUAUUUACAUUUUUUGUAUUUUGAGUUGUUUUGGAGCUAAUUUAGAAAUUCCCCCAGUUCCCCAACGACUUGUCACUGCUAAAGGUCUCCGUAUGCUUCAAAAAUAACAAUGUCGUCCGACCACUUUGAAAGAAAAGUGUGUUGAUACCUGUUACGUAUGGCCACAAACCUGCCAUGAUCCCCUUAUGGCUGCAUCCCCUAUCACUUUUGUGAUCCUACAAGCAUAUUGAGUCACUAGUGCAACAACAAGAAUGCAAUCCCUCACAGACUCCCCACGCACCAACACGACCAUAUUUUUUUCUUUUUUUCUUUUUGCUUUUUAAGCCCGUCAUUUUAAUAAGAAUUACUAAAUUAAAAGGUUAUCUCUUGUUAUCAAACUUUUUUUUUUUCUUCUUCUGUCACCUGAACUAUCAUCAUCUAUCCAAAAUAUGUCCAAGUUUGUUUCAGUCAUUCCUCUCAGCCUGAAAACUUACAAAUGAGUACCACAAAAAACAUCAGUUAAAAUGAAGUGUGAUUAUGGAUAAAACUGACAAAAUAAUCAAGUUGUGAUCUCAAAAAAAUGAACCUAACGUGUCUAACAAACCCUGGCCUUUCUGAGUCUCCAGUUAGUUAUGUAAUACAGUACAGAGAAGAACCAAGAAGCCAAGUCCUGAAGUUUAGAAAUCUGCCCAAAUGAUUAACCAACUCAAGCACUCCUCACAUGUUGUUGAACAUUCCCCAGUGGGCACCAGUUGUGAAGCAACACAUCAACCUGAAUUUACACUUUGUAUCUGUUGGGAGCAUUCGUUAUUAUAUUAGCUUAUGCUGUUUUUGCUUUUGUUCUUUUUCAUCAGAAAGGAAAUUGUGAAUCUUGAGCUGUAAUUAACAAGAUGAUAAAUCUAUGAACUUUGGAAACCAUAAGAAGUUAGGAUUCAAAGCAGUUUAUUUCUUUAUACAGAUUAAGAUUUUGGACUGAUUUGAGCUUUAGAAUCAUAUACACUGUGUAAACGACCUAAUGGAGAAAAUGGCACUGUUUUUUUGUCUUUGAAAAUCUAUCAAAAGUAUAAGAUUCGGAACUUCUUAAUCUUACGAAUUCAGCAACUGGCUCACUUGAAUUUGCCCUCACAAACAGAAUGCAAAAUUAGUUUACAUAUACUUGUUCCCCGAAGCUUGUGAGACCUUAUGAAAACAUAAGUGAACCAGUUAUUUCAGUCGUAAGAUAUAUUAAAUCUGCACAAAUUUAAUUUGUGAAAGGCUCGUAUUUAUUUUGACGUAUGCAAUAAAAAUAGCCCCGUAUAAUUCACAGUUCCAGAGUGACUGAGAAUGGCCUGUAUUAUCUGUACCGGUACUUGUGUUCUUGCUGAGGCCGUGUAUAUGCAUUAAUGUGUUUAUUGUGGCUUUGAAGGUUAUGAAGAUGUAGUAAAUAUGUACUGUAUGCAUGUAAAACAAAGGGGGAGUUAACACCACAUAGCUGCCAGACGCUGUUAAAUAAUGUUUGGGUUGUGUCCAUUUUGAGAUACAUUAAAAGGUAACCAGCAUCAUUCUGAGAAUUUCUUCUAUUCCAAAAAUGUUACUGGUAAAAUGUUGAAGGUGGCUUAAAAAUUGUAGCUCUGGCAGCCAGGCUGUAGAAUGAAAUGUGAACUGUCUGCCCUCUGCUGGCUCAUGAAGAGAAAUGCAUUAUUUUAGUUUUUGAAGGGGAACAAGAUGUACAACGUAUACGGUCAUUUCUAUUUUCCAUGUGUCUGAUUUUGUAAUUUUUGCAGAUCAAAAUGAGAAUAAACAAACAACAAAAAAAUCAUUUCAACAUCCUCUCCAGUACAAAGCCAGAUAUUGGAGUCAUGUUACUGACUAUGUGCUGCCAUGGAGUGUUUUGUCUCCUAGACUGAAUUUAGUUUUCUUUUGUGUUCAGGACUCUUUAGACAUUAAAUUUUACUUGGUUGGAAAUUAA
Perca fluviatilis (European perch) is the source of this 4576-nucleotide messenger RNA. RefSeq names its product branched chain ketoacid dehydrogenase kinase (gene bckdk). The transcript is spliced from 11 exons. Gene Ontology annotation, cellular component: mitochondrion. The record is from RefSeq and is a predicted model, not a curated record. Gene Ontology annotation, biological process: protein phosphorylation; regulation of glucose metabolic process. Gene Ontology annotation, molecular function: pyruvate dehydrogenase (acetyl-transferring) kinase activity. NCBI's taxonomy places the organism in Eukaryota, Metazoa, Chordata, Actinopteri, Perciformes, Percidae. Bases 162 to 1448 code for a protein of 428 amino acids.